Messenger RNA from Oreochromis aureus, 9794 nucleotides. It is a transcript of the gene agap1, whose product is annotated as ArfGAP with GTPase domain, ankyrin repeat and PH domain 1. The record is from RefSeq and is a predicted model, not a curated record. Gene Ontology annotation, molecular function: GTPase activity; GTPase activator activity; GTP binding. Lineage: Eukaryota; Metazoa; Chordata; Actinopteri; Cichliformes; Cichlidae. The coding region runs from base 691 to 4254 and encodes 1187 amino acids. Gene Ontology annotation, cellular component: nucleus. The transcript has 18 exons.
GUUGAGUGUGUGUCUGUGUGUGUGUGUGGAGCGGAGAUCGCUCAGAGUGCAGCGGCGGACGGUGCGGUGGCUGUCCAGUCCGGUGUUUACUGUCAGCGGAUUAAAGUGUGAGCGGAGGUCCGGGUCCGGAUCUUCAGCUGGAAAUUCAGCGGCAUUUGGAGCACAAGUGAAGCCGGUUUGAGGAGCGAGAGGCCCGGCUGGCUGCUGCGCGUCGCUGCGGGGGAUGUGCGUACACAAUGGGAGACGGUCCGGGACUCGAACAGCGUCUCCCCGCCCGGUUUGGUUUGUAAAGACACCGCAGCUGGAGGCGGGACUCAGCGCGGAGUGAGGACCUCCUCUGACCGGGCAGGACGCCUAAGACGCCGGGCUGAGCUCAGCUGUGAGCCCCGUGGGAGCCGCGGAGGACGCGCCUGCGUGUCGUCAAUCCCGCUGGGAUGAACCCCGAGUGUCUCCUGCGUUCUAAACCGCUGUUUACACAUCUGGAUGAAGAGGAAAGCCUGGGUUUGGAGCUGGUUUAUGGAGUUAAUGCAUGUUAGUUUACUGGAUUUACCCGCAGACCCAUCAGCAGCCUGCAGAGGUUAGUGCUCAGAGGAUAAAACGAAAGGAGCAGUUCACAGUUUCCCUUUGAAUCCGAAUAUUUUAAAGUAAAGGAGCAGUUCACAGUUUCUCACAUGAGCUUUGAAGGAGGCGAUGUACCUGCUGGACAGUAGCAGCUCUGAGAGGAUGGAGAGAGGAGCUCCUCAGAGAAAGACUGUGUACCGGAUCUCCCUCACGCUGGUGAAGAGGGAGAGCUUAGAGGAUGAGGGGUCGGUGCCCCGGCGGGCAGAGAACCCAAAGGUGGGCGCCUUCAGGCGUGAGGGGUCGGCAGAGGUGCAGCGGGGCGGUCUGCUGGAGCAGCUGAAGGAGGUGGAGGACGAGUCGGAGGACUUUUCUUCUUCCCACGGCUACAUGCGGAACUUUAGGACGUUCAGCACGGGCCAGCUGGAGCUCGGCAGGCUGAAGAUCUGCAGGAAGCAGCUGCUGCAGCGGGGCGCCAAGGCCACCAGUCCGCUGGCGGAGCCUGGGCAGGAGGAGGGCGGCGAGCGGGAGGUGGAGGAAGCACCACAGGCGCUGGUGGAGAACGGUUGCGUUGGCGAGCAGAAGAAGAAGCUCCUGAAGGCGAAGAGCGUUGAGGAGCAGAGCUCGGAGCCCAUGAGCAGCGUCGGGAAGCUGACCCACUCUAAAAGUAACGGGACGCCGUCCACAGAAGGCCCCCCGGAGACUCCACCUCCUCUGAAGCGCCCGCCCGGCCUGCUGCGCCGCAGCUUCAGCUUCAGGCACUGGAGCGGUGGUGAGCUGCUGCGCCUGCGGGCGCUCUCCAAAGACAAACACCACAGCAGCUCCGGCUGCAUCGGCCAGGACGCCGCAAAGGAUGCCGAACCGGCUGCGCCGCUCCCCUCAGCCCGCCUCCUCGACCCCACCAGAGAGAAGAGCAGGACACUGGAGGUCGGCGCCGUCCUCAACAAGACGGACUCCAUGUCCGAGCUGAGCCGCUGGGAGAGGGCGCAAGGCAGCAAGAACCGCACACUGGACAACAGCGACCUGCUGCGGCUGGCGGCAGAGAAGGACGCUGCCGGGGCAGCAGGUGGAGGCUUCUUGCUGCGGGGAGGUGGGGGACGCUCCAGCGAGCGGCGCCUGGUUCGCUUCUUCAGCGGGAUCUUCUCCAGGAGGGACGGUGCUUCCACAUCCACACCGGUGGGGAGCCCUAGCACCAACAGGUCGCUGCGCCGCAGCCGGAGGAUGGCGCUGUCACAGUCCAGCACGGAGAGCAUGAACGGAGGCAGCACUGACGAUGCGUUUGUAAACAGUCAGGAGUGGACGCUGAGUCGGACGGUGCCCGAGCUCAAAGUGGGCAUUGUGGGUAAUCUGGCCAGUGGUAAGUCAGCGUUGGUCCACAGAUACCUGACGGGAACCUACGUCCAGGAGGAGUCACCAGAGGGCGGGCGCUUUAAGAAGGAGAUUGUAGUGGACGGUCAGAGUCACCUGCUGCUUAUCAGAGAUGAAGGAGGCCCCCCGGAGGCUCAGUUUGCGUUAUGGGUGGACGCAGUCAUCUUUGUCUUCAGUCUGGAGGACGAGAUCAGCUUUCAGACUGUUUAUCACUACUUCAGCCGCCUCGCCAACUACAGGAACACCGCUGACCUGCCGCUGGUGCUAGUUGGCACACAAGACGCCAUCAGCUCGACCAACCCAAGGGUGAUCGACGACACCCGGGCCAGGAAGCUCUCCAACGACCUCAAACGAUGCACCUACUAUGAAACCUGCGCCACCUACGGCCUCAACGUGGAGCGAGUCUUCCAGGACGUUGCCCAGAAGAUCGUGGCCACCAGGAAGAAGCAGCAGUUGUCCAUCGGGCCUUGCAAGUCACUCCCCAACUCCCCGAGUCACUCGUCUGUCUGCGCCACACAAGUGUCAGCCGUCCACAUCAGCCAGACGAGUAAUGGUGGCGGCAGUUUGAGCGACUACUCGUCAUCUGUGCCGUCAACACCGAGCACCAGCCAGAAGGAGCUCCGUAUCGACGUCCCGCAGACCACCAACACGCCAACACCCGUCCGCAAGCAGUCUAAACGCCGCUCCAACCUCUUCACCUCGAGGAAGGCGAACGAGGCGGACAAGGACAAGAAGGGCCUGGAGGCUCGAGCCGACAGCAUCGGCAGCGGGCGAGCCAUCCCCAUCAAACAGGGCAUGCUGCUGAAGAGGAGCGGUAAGUCCCUCAACAAGGAGUGGAAGAAGAAGUACGUGACGCUGUGUGACAACGGCCUGCUCACCUACCACCCGAGCCUACACGACUACAUGCAGAACGUCCAUGGGAAGGAGAUCGACCUGCUCAGGACCACGGUGAAGGUGCCGGGGAAGAGGCCACCGCGCGCCGUGUCCACCUGCGCUGCCAUGCCGAGUCCCAAAACCAACGGCCUGACGAAGGACAUGAGCAGCCUGCAGCUCGGACAGACUUCAGGCUCGGUGACUAGCAGCUCGUCGGUGUCGCAGAUGGCGAGCGGCGUCAGCUUAGUGUCCUUCAACAGCCGCAGCACGGAGGGGAUGCACCAGCGCUCGUACUCCGUCUCCAGCGCCGAUCAGUGGACCGAGGCCACCGUCAUCGCCAACUCUGGAGUCAGCACGGACACGGGCCUGGGAGACUCCGUCUGCUCCAGUCCCAGCAUCUCCAGCACCACCAGUCCAAAGAUGGAGCCGCCGCCAUCGCCGCAUGCCAACCGGAAGAAGCACCGGCGGAAGAAGAGCACCAGUAACUUCAAAGCCGACGGCCUCUCUGGUACUGCGGAAGAACAAGAGGAGAACUUUGAGUUCACCAUCGUGUCGCUGACGGGGCAGACGUGGCACUUUGAAGCCACUUCCUACGAGGAGCGAGACGCCUGGGUUCAGGUCAUCGAGAGCCAGAUCCUGGCGAGUCUGCAGUCCUGCGAGAGCAGCAAGAACAAGUCUCGUCUGACAAGCCAGACAGAGGCGAUGGCUCUGCAGUCGAUACGAAGCAUUCGAGGGAACGGUCGCUGUGCCGACUGCGAAGCACCGAACCCAGACUGGGCAAGUCUGAAUCUUGGGGCCCUGAUCUGCAUUGAGUGUUCGGGAAUCCACAGGAACCUGGGCACUCACCUGUCUAGGGUUCGCUCUCUAGAUCUGGAUGAGUGGCCGCUGGAGCUCAUCAAAGUGAUGUCGGCCAUUGGCAACGAGCUGGCCAACAACGUGUGGGAGGCCAACGCUCAGGGACGCCUUAAACCUGGACCGGACGCCAGCAGGGAGGAGCGUGAGCGCUGGAUCCGGGCAAAGUACGAGCAGCGUCUCUUUCUGGCGUCGCUGCCCUGCACUGAUCUCCCGCUGGGCCAGCAGCUGCUGAGGGCAACCGCUGAGGAGGAUCUACGCGCCGUCGUCCUCCUGCUUGCUCACGGGUCCCGACAGCAGGUCAACGAGACCUGCGGAGAAGGAGAUGGACGCAACGCGUUGCACCUGGCCAGCCACAAGGGCAACGUGGUCAUCACGCAGCUCCUUAUCUGGUACGGCGUCGACCUGAUGGCAAGGGACGCCCACGGCAACAGUGCAAUGGCAUAUGCUCGCCAGGCCAGCUGUCAGGAGUGUGUGGACACACUGGCUCAGUAUGGCUGCCCAGAUGAACGCAACCCCCUAAUGGCCACACCCAACCUUUCGCGGCGCAACACCAAUCGCAACAACAGCUGCAGCAGCGCUGGCAGUGCCGCGCUCAUAUGACCAGACAGUUUCCUGCGAUGACUCUGAGAAAAAUAAACAAACUCCGAUUUGGGAGUAUCCUGAGCGUUUUAUUUUGGGAACCACUACUUUAGCUUUGCCCACUUCACCUGACAACCACCAGUAAACUGAUCACAGGUCAGUGGUUACGCUGCGGCCAGGCGUCUGUUUGGGAGAAGAAGUCUAAAGCAUGCUGGGAAACAUAGCCCAUGAUAAUCAAAGCAUUUUGGGAAAUGGUCACACGACUUGUGCAGGUCAAUGAGUUAUAUUGUACCUCAUCGCACAGCCUCAGAUUUCACACUACAAAGGCCAGUUCCCGCUCAGACUCAACAACAAAGUGAACUCAAAGCAUAUCAUCUUCUGUCCACAACCUGAAACUGUGAGAUCAAAUCAACAAGAAGGAAACUGAAGUCUUCGUAUCUUCUUUGAGGCAGCCACCCAUCAACAUAAUCUUCAUUGCAAAUCUCUUGAGGACUCUUUACGACCUCUUCACCUCCUUUCAGCUGUCAUUUUUUAAAUUUUCUGCAAACCAACUGGCUUUACACAUUUUUGUUCUUUUUUUUUAAUGUGAAAAAAAUCUUGAUGUUAAAAAAAAAUAUCAGCUUAGAGGUAAAACAUAAGUGUGAUAGAUCGCAUGUCCUAGACACUUUUUCUACUUUAAUUUAAGGCAUUUUUCUCGACUGUGUAUAUUGUAUCUCGAUGUGCAUUGCUGGACCAAUGGUUAAAAAUGCUAACAGGGGAAGGGUUUUUGUUUUUCCAUUUUUUAAGCUAUCGGGUGUAUAAAGUCAUUAAGUGUACAGAAGCUCUUGCCAGGCUCAGGGACUGGGGACUGUCGAUCGUCAGCGCUCAUUGUCUUUUUUCCCAGCGAGUUCUUUAGAUGAAACAACCUGUUUUCACUUCACUUAGUUCAGACUACAUUCAGAUUUUUGUCAACACUCAAGUUGCUCAAAGUUGCUGGCUUCACUUAAUUGGUUGGAUGCCUAAGGCAGCUAACCAAGAGAUUGAUUGGUGGCCCUCUGGCAGCCACUGGUCACUGGUUAGCAACUGGUCGCUAGAGGUUGCUGGCAGUCACUAGGUGGUUGCAAAGAGGUGUACAGUGCUGUACUGAAAACCUUCUUGCAAUUGCUUGGAAGACUCUCCUUGUCUGCAAACACUGACCAACUACUUGCCAAGCGAUAGUAAAACAGCAAAGGGUGCGACAAAAAGCUGGAAAUGGGGACCAUUCGGCUUCAACGUAAAAGUUGCACUUUUUGAAACAUGUUCGUUGCUUUAUCCAUUAAUCACCAUAAGAGCAAACUGGUCGAUCGAGCGGUUGAACAUUUUGCUGUAUGUUGCCGAUAGUUUGUGGCACAAGGUUUAUAAAUUUGGUUUGUAAAUUUGGUUUGCCAUCCAGAUCCUGGCUCAGCUUGGAAUUAACCUGCUGAUGAGCAUCUAUAUGUAGGAUUUCAAACCUUUUCUUAUGCUAAAGGUUUUAUCGUCUGAACUGAGUGAACUGUAAGCAUCUUAAACCCAAACCUGGUUUACAUCCUGAUGAAAAAGCAUUUAAUCUGAACUCUGUCCCUGAAGUUAAUUUUAUUAAUGUAAAAAAAGUGGACAAGAUACAGAAGCAGCUGUCGGAGCAAAAAAGGGAAAUUAUUGUCUUCAGGUGUUUCUAUUUUUCUUUUUUCUUUUUUUAAUGUUUGCUAUCUGUCCAGACACAGUGAUGGGGAGACGGUUGGUGGUCCCUGCCAUCACCGCCACUUUUUUAUCUAUCCCGUCCAAUCAGGCAGUCUCCCUGAUCUGCUCAGCGAAUCACUAAGAAGGGCUUCUUUUUCUUCUUCUCUGGUCUGAAAACGUCUUUGUUGUAAAUAAUCCUCCUCUCUUUCUCUGUCGCUUUCUCUCUUUCAUUCGAAGCAUCAUGUAAAUUAGAGAACACAGGAAGUACUUAGAGUAUGUGAGGUUGCAGGGUGGAAGUGGUUUAUUCUAAUGUGUUGUAGUAUGGUUUUGGCUCUGUGCUUAACCAUUCCGGAAGGAAGGAAAACCUUUGCAGGUGUCUAAACCUGUGGUUCCCAACAUGAGAAUCUUUACAGACUAAAGGGUCAACGGAUGGUUUACAGCAAAGGAAAUCAGAAAAUACAGAUCCAAGUUGCUUUGUUAAUGAGCAAGAACAAACCCAAAGGGAAGCUUAUAAAAAGUCUACAUCUUCUCAAAUUUAGGUCUACCCUGACUUUAACAAAUGUGGUAAAAAAUUAAGUUAAGACACAGUAUAAAAGUGUUGAGUUUACAUUUGGGGGCAUUUGGGGCCACAAUAGCACUAGAUGUGGUUGAGUUUGAGUCAGGCUCAAAUCUGAUUAUUUAAUGAGCUUAGAAAAAGUCUACAUCUGGUGAAGUUUUGGUACAUAAUACUCACUAAACUUGAAUACAUUUGACUCAAGACCAAGUGUAAAUGUGGUGGUCAGCACUACCACCAAGGUUUGAGUCAUAAUGCAGUCAAAAUGUGGAUAAAUUAAACUCAAGAUCAAGUUUAAAGGCUUGAUCGUUGACCUUUGAGCUUAGACUGUUACCAAAUAUGAUUAAAUUGGGCAACAUGUGAUCAACAUAGAGUCUGGACACAAGACUAUAGUUUAUAAGUAUUCUAGUCAUAAUCAAAUUGGGUUCACAGUAUUAACCAAAUCUUUACAUUUCUCUAAUGGGCUCAAAAAGUUUACCAAGACUGGGAAAGAUGAAAUCUGGUAAACUCUAGCUUAAGUCUAAAGCAGGUUGAAUUUUGUUCCAGAAAAAGACCAAACAGGGUAAAGCUGAAGCCGAGUAUAAAUUUAGUCAGAUUUUAGUCUACAAUUUAGAGUUUAAAUUUAAGGUCUACUAAUGCUAAAUUUAGGGCAAUAUUUUUACCACAUGGGGUUAUAUUUCAAGACUGAGUCUAAAUGUAGAGAAUCUUUGGAUCAAAACUGAGGCCAAGUUUCAAUGUAGACCAGAUCCAACGAUAUGAGAAAGUCAUGGCCAAGCCCUAAAGAGUCUUACUAUCAUGCAUGGAAAAAAUGAACUGUCAUAGAGCUAAAAGGAAAAUAUCAUUACCUACACUUAUGAAAGAACAUUCAAAAAAGUUAAUCUUCAGUAUAAAAUUCCACAUUUCCCAACCCUUUACCACUUGACACUUCAUUGAUAAUGAGAAUAUUUUAAAGACUCUGAUACAAACACAUGGACAAAGACAAACUGGACAGUGGACGGCAUACAUUAAGACUACCCUGAAUGUUUACGCAUGUGAUUACAUUUGUCCAAUAGGUCUGCAUGGCCAUUAACUCUUAGACAAGAUGAAGUUUACUUCAUACUAGCCCUUAUAUUUUAAAAUCAGCAUGAGCUAGAAAUGUUGGGAACCACUGGCACAAAGGUCCAUUUGGAUUUAAUGAUAGGGUUGCAGGUUAAUUUCAGGUGUUUUAAAAACCCCUUUCUUAAUCUUGGCGAUAUCGAUUUUUCCGUUGGUUGUUGAAAUGUGUAUAAUGAAGGCCUUCAGAUGAAGAUAGUUGGGGAACUAGUAUCCCAAACUCAACAUUUAUGUGAUGAUUCAGACAGUAUGCUGCUCCUCAGCUCGGAUCUUCAACUUUCUCCUGUUUCGCCCUCUAAUGUAAAUGUUGCUGCAGCGGUUGAGUAGCAGCUCUCAACCCGACUGUGUAUCCAAGCAAUAUUCAUAAAAAUCUUCACACUCACAUCCUAACUUUGUAUACUAACAUUGCUUUAAUAUUCACAUGAAAACACAAAAACACACUGUAGAAAUGGAAGAAGGAUCAAAAAGCAAGAAACAAAUGUUUUUCUAUCAACAUGAACACAUUUGUCCUCCUUUUGCCUUUUUUGUUUUUGCACGCCUGCCUUGAUGUUCCUAAUUUUUGUUGUUGCUAUACGUGUCACGCUCCAUUUUCCUUACCAGUCAUCUUCAAGAUGCCGUUUUAUUUCCUCUAAAUGACAAACCAAGAGUUAAACUAUUAUUUUUAUUGGAUGAUUUUAGUUUGUUUUCAUAUCUGUCCCAUCCCACAGCUGUCCAGAAACAGGACAGGGAAAAAAGACGUCCAUUUAUUUAUGACAGAAAUGCACUAAUUUACUGAUUUACUUCAUCUAUCUUAAACACAACUCUUUCUACCAUCUUCCUUUAUGUUCUGUCAUUAACUGACAUUGGCUUUUUCUAAGCGGUGGCGGCUUCAGGUUGUUUCCUUCAGAAUAAAAUUGUAUUUAUUUUAUUUUAAAAUCGUGUGAGCAGAAAAAUUUUAAGUGUAAUUAAUAACAAUGCUAACUGUAGAUAGUAGUAAACAAACUAACAAGAGCAUUGCGCUAGAGUUUCCGUUUACAAGCGCUUGUUAAUGCAACUAGAGAUCAGUUAGCUGGUGAUAGCUAAUAGAGAGGAGGUGAACAUUAGUUGUCACUUUGCUGCAGAUUUAUGCUCAUUCAGGUUUGAGACUCAAAGCUAAAAUCGAAAAAUUGCCGAGUCAUCUGUCACCUAAGCUAACACCUAGCAGUGAGCAAGACAGCAUUGUUUUAGGUUAACAGUGCAUUUCCCCUUCUAAAUAUUAAUGAAAUAAAUAGUGAAAUAGGGAUAGAGAAACAAAACAUCGAGACUCAUAAGCUGUAGAUAUGUUAACUGAACUAAGCUAAGUGAGGGGAAGAGGGGCAUAAGCUAAACUUCCCACCAUAAAAACGCAAACUGUGACAAACAUUGUUUUAAAAAAGAUUUUCCCAGCUUCCAAGUAAACAAUAUAAGUAGUCAUUUGCUUUCCAUUAGAAGCUUAGCAGAACAUGAAAACAAUAUGUGGAUAAUAGAAACAUGGUGUGAAGAGCAGCUAGCUAAACUCUGCUAGCAGAGCAUAUGGGGUGCUGUAUCUCCUUGAAUAUGAAGACUUGACUCUUCACAGAUGUUUCUGUUGUUCGCGUUCACAUUUUCUUAGUCUCAUAAUUGAGGAGAAAACAUGGAAAAUAUCUGUUUUUGUGUAUAUUUUGAAGCUAAAACAUGCUGUGAAGCUCCAGCUAGCGGUCAGUUAGCUCAGUGGCCAGUAGCAUGGCGCAAUAUGUUUCCUAGCUAGGAUCUUUCGGCUGAAGCCGCCUGCGUGUAGAUAAAUUAUGUUAUGGUAACUACGUUAAUAUGUCUGCACUGCUCUCGCCACCACCGACACUUGUACAUAGACAUCAACAGAACGAAGAAAUAAUAUGGUCAAUGUCUAGUUGUGUUACCUCAUGUAGCCUCCUUAACCCCACCCAACUGGGCUGUCCACUACAUUAUUUAUAAAUGCACCCCUCGAGGAAGACUCGGCCCCCUUAAACCUACAUUUUUGUAUAAUUUUCUCCAUCCACUUUUUAUUAUUGUUGUUCUGAUUUAUCAUCCAGACACAUUAUUGUUCUUAUUGUCACUGUUAAUCUAAUAAUUAUUAUUAUUGUUGUUGAUGUUGUUGUUAUUAUUGUUAUUGAAUUUUUGUUUGAUGUACAGUACUGUUGUAUGAAAAUUCUACCUAAUACAGAGUCUUCUACUGUAAUGUGUCUCUUUUCAAUAAAGACAAGAAUAAUGCUUCUUAUUAUAACCUGAA